AGCAACUGAAGUAAAAUACAAUUUGUUAAAGUCAGCAUGGACAAAACUCUGUUGGUGAUGCUCCUGCUCUCAGGUAUCUACGUCCACUCCACCUCCUUUCCUAACGUCUAUUACUUUAUCAAAAAGAACUUGACCUGGGAUGAAGCAGACAAGUACUGCAUCAAAGAGCACACAGCUCUAGCCCAAAUACAAAACAUGGAAAACGCCACCGCAAUGAUGAACAUUCAGACUGCGGGGUUCACAGACAAGGCCUGGAUAGGACUGUCAAACACUCCAGUAUGGACCUGGGUGGAUGGAGAACCAGCCACAUAUUUGAAAUGGGAAAUUGAUCAGCCAGAUAACAUUGACACGGAUGAGUAUUGUGUGAAAAUCAAUGGUGCAGGACGUUGGGGCCUUGCCAACUGCUCACUAAAGAAACCUUUUGUUUGUCAAGAUGAAGUAGAUUUAGAUAAAUUAUAUGAAAGUACGCGGGACAUGACUUGGAAUGAUGCCAAAACCAGUUGCAAAGAAAGUGGUAGAUUUCUGGUCACAAUCCCUGAUCCACAGGUGAAUUCUAAAGUAAAGUUAAAUGCACAAAAAACAGAAAUAUGGAUUGGCCUUAGCAAACCCAAACUCUGGUAUUGGUCAGAACCCGGAGAAAACCACUUCACAAACUGGAAAGAGGGACAACCUGACAACUCAAACGGAGAAGAAAGUUGUGCAGCCGUAGCAUUGAAAGAUGGAACCUGGACGGAUGAGCCCUGCAAUGCAAUUUAUCCUUUCUUCUGCUAUGGAGAUGUGACUUGGUGCAAGGAGCCCUGUGUAAAGUGGAACAAAUCAGGCAAUAGAGUCCUCAAAGCACGGAAAACAGUGGUGAGAGUGAGAAUCACGUCCAGUGCAAACAUGAAGUAUCCAACCUGCAGUGCGGACCUGCAGCGACAGUUGGAGGCGGCACUUGCUACUAAGGGAGUGACAGACUUCCAACUGACCUGGAAGAAACGGCCAGUGAAGCGCACAUGACAGAGUAGUAACAGGGAAAUGAUGCUUGUUUGCGCAAAUGAGAGUAACUCCCACAAAGAUGCAUCGCAACAUAAAGGUUGAAAUGAAAGAAGAUUUACUGUCUGUAUUUCAAGUGACCUUGGAAAUACAUUAUUGAUUUCCCUUUUCUGCGAUUAAGGAUGAAAUCAGAAAAGUCUCACUUGUUUUUGUUUUUCACUUAAUGUGUGACUUAGAAAUGAUUAUGACUCAUAUAGCCAUCAUCAAUGUUACUGUAUCACAUAAUACUGAAUAUGGUUUUCCUUAAUCAGUUUUUGCUAACUUAUGAUUUACAAUUGAAGUUUGUGGCUUUGCUUUGUAAUAUUAUGGAUAAAGAUGUUAACUCUUUUUAUCAACCACUUGUAUAAGUAAGCAAACAUUUACAAUAAAAAUGUUAAAGAGG
Messenger RNA from Eleginops maclovinus (Patagonian blennie), 1417 nucleotides. Its product is annotated as C-type mannose receptor 2-like. The transcript has 8 exons. NCBI's taxonomy places the organism in Eukaryota, Metazoa, Chordata, Actinopteri, Perciformes, Eleginopidae. Bases 37 to 999 code for a protein of 320 amino acids. The record is from RefSeq and is a predicted model, not a curated record.